Molecule: messenger RNA, 414 nt
Organism: Sinocyclocheilus anshuiensis
Lineage: Eukaryota; Metazoa; Chordata; Actinopteri; Cypriniformes; Cyprinidae
Product: limbic system-associated membrane protein-like
Exons: 3
Source: RefSeq, a predicted model, not a curated record
CGCUCGAACAUCAUCUUCGCGGGUGAGGAUAAGUGGUCUCUGGACCCGCGGGUGGAGCUGGUGACUCAGGGUCAGCUGGAGUACAGUCUGCGGAUACAGAAGGUGGAUGUGUUCGACGAGGGUCCGUAUACCUGCUCCAUCCAGACCAAACAGCAGCCCAAGACGUCACAGGUCUAUCUCAUCGUUCAAGUUCCUCCAGUCAUCUAUAAAGUUUCGGACGACAUCACUGUGAACGAGGGCAGUAACGUGACGUUGACGUGUUUGGCCAGUGGGAGGCCAGAUCCCUCCAUCACCUGGAGACUGCUCAACCCGUCAGGUGAGAGACAGCCAAUCAGCUGCUGGAAAAUCUCCUAUUACACCAUGUGUGCUGCAGAUCAUGUGUGUUGUUGCAACCACAUCACAUAAACCACAACA